UGCGCAUCUUGCGUUCCAAAGCCUUCGAAUGGGUUUGGCGAGUCUGCUUUCAGUAGCCGGUAUGCCUUUUCGAAGAGUCAGGGAGGCGAUGCGUCUGAAACGAUCCUGGCGUUCCUUCUUUCUCGCGGUCAAAGCGUGGUUCGUUGCGAGGCGUAGAGGAGUGGCUUUCCUGCUCCUCCUGAUCUUAGUGGCGGCUGCCCGCUUGCUGGAGGUGUUCCUGCAGGAGCGGUUCGAGCAACCGUCCGCCGUUGCGCAGCGCCAGCAGGUACCGAGCGUAACCGGCCUGGAGGCGACCACGAAGACGCCGACGAAGACGACGACGACCACGGUUGGGACGCACGCCGCCCCCUUGGAGAUCGGCCGCAACGUUCUUGGUCCCGCCUACAGAUCUUACGACCGUGCCGGUUUAGCUGCUACGCGAAAGCUUUGCCAGGAGGAGCCGGAACAUCUCAUAGGCCUGGUCCCCGUUGCAAAAGUGGUGCCCGAGUUCAAACUGCUGGAGCCCGCGUUCCUCCACGUCAAGCCCGGAGGCCGCUGGUGGCCGAGUCACUGCUUGGCGCGCCACCGCGUGGCCAUCAUAGUGCCUUACCGGGACCGGCUCAGGAACCUGCGCGUCUUCCUGCACCACAUGCACCAAUUCCUGCGCAAACAGGAGCUCGACUACGGCAUCUACAUUAUCGAACAGAGUGGCGACGGGGACUUCAAUCGAGCCAAACUGCUCAACGUCGGCUACGAGGUGUCCAAGACGAUGCACGACUACAACUGCUUCAUCUUCCACGACGUGGACCUGAUACCAGAGAACGACCGGAGCAUCUACGCUUGCCAGGAGAACCCUUACCACAUCUCCCGCUGUCUCGACAUCUACGAAUACAAGCCGUCCUACCCCACCAUAUUCGGCGGUGUGAGCGCGUUGAGUCAGGAGCACAUGGAGAAAGUCAACGGCUUCUCCAAUGUAUUCUGGGGCUGGGGAGGAGAAGACGACGACAUGUCGGUGAGGGUGCGCUACAGCGGCUAUAAGCUGGUGCACGCCAACUGCAGCAUCGGCCGCUACACCGCCAUGAAGCACGAAUAUCAAAAGCAAAGCGAGUCAAGGUAUCGUCUUAUAAGGCGCAGCUUCUUCCGCAUCUACAAGGACGGCCUCAACAGCCUCAAGUACAGGGUGCUCGACAUUGUCUUCAAGAAGCUCUACACCCACGUCAUAGUGGACCUUUUUCAGCACACGGCACCCAAGUGAAAAAGGAAAAAGAAAAGCACGCCCUAGUGAUCAACACAACACGAAGAACGUGCAAGCGAGCGGCGAUCCUGGAGCGCU
Messenger RNA from Dermacentor silvarum, 1312 nucleotides. RefSeq names its product beta-1,4-N-acetylgalactosaminyltransferase bre-4. Gene Ontology annotation, biological process: carbohydrate metabolic process; glycosphingolipid biosynthetic process. Gene Ontology annotation, molecular function: N-acetyl-beta-glucosaminyl-derivative 4-beta-N-acetylgalactosaminyltransferase activity. The record is from RefSeq and is a predicted model, not a curated record. The transcript is spliced from 7 exons. NCBI's taxonomy places the organism in Eukaryota, Metazoa, Arthropoda, Arachnida, Ixodida, Ixodidae. The coding region runs from base 29 to 1234 and encodes 401 amino acids.